AUGUCGAUUCGGUCCUUCAAGGCCAUAGAGAUGAUCAAAGAGUAUCUACUCUUUAAUCGCCUAUGGGAGCAGCCGGCCACACCAUCGGAUCGUUUCUCGGGCUUGGAGGGUAAAGUCUUUGUCUUUCCCAAAGAAACCAACACAUCUCAUGUCAUUUUAAGACCUACAAUUACACAGCCAUUGAGUAAGGUCAGCGUCUGUCUACGUUCUUAUACCGACCUUUCCCGCCAUUAUACUACCUUCUCUCUCGCUACUCCCGAGAAGGACAAUGCCUUUCUCUUCUACUUACAGCCACCAAACACUUUUUCUAUGAGUGUCAACCAGGAAGACACUUAUUUUAAAACAGACUCAGAGACUUUGGGCUGGAGGCACACUUGUGUGAUCUGGGACUCCGACACCGGAGUGGUCCAGCUUUGGGUCAACGGGAAACCCUACCCCAGAAAGGUCUCCAUGAAAGGGUCUUCUAUCGCAGCUAAGACCAGCAUUGUUCUUGGACAGGACCAAGAUUCUUUUGGUGGAAAGUUUGAAUCUAAGCAGUCAUUGGUUGGUGAAAUAAGUGAUGUCCACAUGUGGGAUUAUGUCCUGACUCCAGAAGAUGUACAGAAGGCCUAUUAUUGUGACUUCCAUGGAAAUGUCAUUAAUUGGAAGUCUCUAGUCUAUGAAAUCAAAGGGGAUGUUCUUAUCCAGCCCAAACUGUAAUGUCUGUCUAUCGGCUUAUAAUACACACCUUGAGGUUGAUUUACUAAAGGCAAAGAAGCUGUUUAUGUUGCAAGGGAAUUUUCCUUAGUGUAUGAGGUGCAUCUCUGCUGACAUCCAUCAUUUGGUUUAGAACACAUCUGUGUGACCUGGAACUCCGACACUGGAGCAGAGGCAUACCUAGGGUCUCCAGCGCCCUUGGCGAGAAUCUGUAUCGGCGCCCCCCCCCCGGCACCCCC
Rana temporaria (common frog) is the source of this 935-nucleotide messenger RNA. Its product is annotated as C-reactive protein-like. The transcript has 2 exons. NCBI's taxonomy places the organism in Eukaryota, Metazoa, Chordata, Amphibia, Anura, Ranidae. Bases 1 to 699 code for a protein of 232 amino acids. The record is from RefSeq and is a predicted model, not a curated record.